AUGCGGGAAACCAGGCCUCCAGAUCGCGCAGCAACAAAUAAACCAUUUGUGUUCUCCACCUUGUUUGAUGGUUCUGAUGUUUUCUGUCAAUCUAUAGUUUUGUCUCAAAGUUUGGACAUAAGUUAUGGAGGAAUUGAGGUCACCCAAGGGAAAUCUCUCACUUGCCAGCAAACAGCAAGCACACCACGAAUUCAAAUCACUGGACAAUCUGAUCAAGACAAUCUCUACUCGCUUCUAAUGAUCGAUCGCCAAGCGUCCAGAUUCCCUGGCGCUCCGCAGGAGACUUACGUUCACUACUGGGUUGGCAACAUUCCAGGGACGCGCUUUCUUAACGGGGAUCCCUUUGAGAUGUACGUGAGGCCGUCUCCGCACGAUCUCAUACAACACACCUACGAGUUUUUGCUAUACUCACAGCAGCAGCCGAUCGCAGGUCGCUUGCCGGACAGGUUUGUCCUGGACUUCGAUAGUCUAGUGUCAGAAAAUCAUCUUACAAGCUUAGUUACACAAACGUCUUUUGUUCUGGAGCUCCAUGUAAAUCCAGGAACAGGGGGUUACUCUUGCUAG
Molecule: messenger RNA, 564 nt
Organism: Selaginella moellendorffii
Lineage: Eukaryota; Viridiplantae; Streptophyta; Lycopodiopsida; Selaginellales; Selaginellaceae
Product: protein FLOWERING LOCUS T-like
Exons: 2
Coding region: 1-564 (187 amino acids)
Source: RefSeq, a predicted model, not a curated record